AUGUUCCCAUCACCCUCGUGGCUUGACGACGACGACGCAUCCACUCUAGACAACAACGCAUCCACUCUAGAUGACAACGCAUCUCUCUUAGACAACAAUGAUGCUGGUCAUUUCUCUCACUCUGGUACUUGCUCACUUGCUCCAUCAGCAUCUGACUUGGAUUUGGACCCCUGUGGUCUUCUUGGCACUCCAGAGCCCACUCUAUCCCUUUCUGAUGAUGAGGAGCCAAUACCUGAGCUCAAAAACAACCCUCAGUAUCAGACUAGCGAGGAACUAUUCGAGUGUUUCUUAGACUCAGGCUCAGAGCAUCUCGAUGACAACAACUCAAACCCCCCGGCAUUUGACAAAGAUCCUGCCAUUUGCAAUGCCUACAUCACGGCAUAUCUCCUUACUGCGUGUCACAGAUCCACGCAAGAAGCCAUAAAAGCCUACUUGGAUGCUGAGCACGAGAUGCUACUGUUUAUGCAAAGGAGGACUGGGCUUGAGAUGCCUGGUCUCGACACUAUGGCAUGGACACUCUUGACCUUGGAAUGA
Heterobasidion irregulare TC 32-1 is the source of this 534-nucleotide messenger RNA. RefSeq lists its product as uncharacterized. Lineage: Eukaryota; Fungi; Basidiomycota; Agaricomycetes; Russulales; Bondarzewiaceae. Bases 1 to 534 code for a protein of 177 amino acids. The transcript has a single exon. The record is from RefSeq and is a predicted model, not a curated record.